CUAGGGACGCGUCGGUGUAGCCGCAAUGGAUCAGGACGAUGGAAUGACGGCCUUGGACAACAUCGUCACGCAGUUCAACACCUACGAAGACUUCCUGGACUCGCAGAUCACUACGGUCGACCUGUACUACCUGGAGGACGAAGGCCUGGCUCGCCAAUUGGUGGAGCUAGGCUACCGUGGGACAGGGGAAAUCGUGAAAAGGGAAGACUUCGAAGCGAGAAAGGCAGCCAUUGAGAUUGCAAGACAGGCUGAAAGAACACAGAAAAAGACACUGACAAGUGCUGGUAAGGACCUGCACGAUAACUUCCUGAAAGCCCUGGCCAUGAGGGAAGAGGACAACCGCACCGGGAAACUGAGCGUGAUUCUCGCAGUGAGCCUGAGGAGAGGUGGCAAGAAGGGAGCUAAGAAGAAAGUGGUUGAUCCAUUUUCUAAGAAAGACUGGUAGGCUGUGACUGCUCCAGUAAUGUUCAAUAUAGGAAAAACAUUAGUCACAAGGACUCAAGAAGUCAAAAUUGUAUCUGGUGACCUCAAGGGUUGUGUGUUUGAAGUGAGCCUUGCCGAUCUACAGAAUGAUGAAGUUGCCUUUAGAAAAUUCAAGCUAAGUACUGAGAAUGUUCAGGGGGAAAGUCUGACUAAUUCCCAGGGCAUGGAUCUUAGUCGGGACAAAAUGUGCUCCAUGGUCAAAAAGUGCCAGACCACAACUGAAGCUCAUGCUGAUGUCAAGACGACCGAUGGGUGUUUGCUCCAACUUUUCUGUGUUGGUGUCACUAAAAUAUGCAACAACCAGAUUAGAAAGACAUCACAUGCACAGCACCAGCAGGUCCUCCAGAUCCAGAAGAAAAUGGUGGAAAUCAUGCCCCGAGAAGUGCAGACAAAUGACUUGAAGCAAGCAGUUAGUAAACUGAUUGCAGACAGCAUUGGGAAAGGCAUGGAGAAGACUUGACAGUCCAUAUAUCCUCUCCAUGAUGUCUUUAUUACAGAAGUAAUAAUGGUGAAGAAACCCAGCUUUGAGUUGGGAAAGCUCAUGGAGCUCCAUGGUGAAGGUAGUUCUGGCAACACAACUGGUGACGAGGCAGGAACUAAAGUUGAACUAAUUGAUGGAUGUGAACCACCAGCCCAAGGAGCUGCCGAAAAUCUAGAUUUUUAA
This is a messenger RNA of Rattus rattus (black rat), 1147 nucleotides long. It is a transcript of the gene Cfap299, whose product is annotated as cilia and flagella associated protein 299. Gene Ontology annotation, biological process: translation. NCBI's taxonomy places the organism in Eukaryota, Metazoa, Chordata, Mammalia, Rodentia, Muridae. Gene Ontology annotation, molecular function: structural constituent of ribosome. Gene Ontology annotation, cellular component: ribosome; cytosol. The record is from RefSeq and is a predicted model, not a curated record.